AUGCUUGCUUGGAGGUGGGGUACGAACUUGGUUGAACCGAAUUUCAUUCGGUUCGCGCAGCCUCAAACCGAUCCCAAGUGCAUUUCUGAACUGCUAGAAAGUUCAAACGCUGGUCGCAGUCCUACAUCCAGCGGCGUGGAGUUAAAUAGCAACGUUAGCCAUAGGUCGUCGCUCAGCGUGGACUCUGGCUGUCUGAGCGUCGCUUCGGACCUGCUGUUCCCGACCGCGCACAAGUUCAGCUCCGAAUCAUGUUGUUACAGUAUGUGUAGCAACUCUAGCUGUGGAGUAACCAAGAUCGCAUUGCGAUCAACGGAGUCGUGCGACAACGAUACCAGCGAAGAUGAAGGAUGCUUUGCUGACGAACUCGUUCGCAACGCUCCCUCUACCGACUCUGAUUCGCUUGCUGCGUUGGACGAAAAUGUGCCGCCAAAGCCGCCAUUUCGGACGAAACGUCACUUAUUUUCCUUCCAAAGGCCGAAGUCGCUGUACUCCUAUCCAGAGGAAAAUACGGUUCUCGUCAUCGGCAACGACUUCAAGCAGUCGGUGGUUUCUGCCGUCUCUGGCGGUGCAGUGGCGAGUGCGAUCAAUCAAAUGCAACCCGGCGCUGGAAUGUGGACAGAAGGUCUCCCGCCAAGUCGGCUGAUGAAAGUUUUCCUAGAAAGUACUCCUGCUUUGUUCGUGGCUGAUUUGCAGACUGCAGAACUUCGCCCAUGGCAAAAUGCGUCGGCACCUCCUUUGGCAAAAUACGUUCAAGAAAAGUUGAACUAG
Soboliphyme baturini is the source of this 768-nucleotide messenger RNA. The record is from the annotation of a GenBank genome assembly. NCBI's taxonomy places the organism in Eukaryota, Metazoa, Nematoda, Enoplea, Dioctophymatida, Soboliphymatidae.